Molecule: messenger RNA, 2480 nt
Organism: Salvelinus sp. IW2-2015
Lineage: Eukaryota; Metazoa; Chordata; Actinopteri; Salmoniformes; Salmonidae
Source: RefSeq, a predicted model, not a curated record
UCUAAGCAAACAUGAAAAACGUCAGGRCAGAGAUCAGGCCACAUCAUGAUUCGUGUCCCCAACACUCAAGAAAUUACUGAUGCUGACCAGGGAACAGAUCAUACAUCUUAAGCUGUACUCAUUUAGAGACCAGYACCUAAAGAAACAGGUGAACAUGUCAAUCCUGUGUCAGGACCGAAGCGGUCGCUGGCAGGAUAUUCAGAAUGGGCUGCAGUUCAUCCAGUCAACUCUGCCCUAUCCUGGAACUCAGGAACGAUAUGAGGUGUUCAUUCAGGACCUUGUGAGGAAUCUGUUUGGUGAAGGAAAUGACGUGUUCAAUGAAGGGGAAUGGAUGAGAUCUAUAGAAAUGUACACUGAGGCCUUGAGCAUAGCAGAAUAUGCAGACUCGGAAGACAUCAGUGUACCUACUGGAACGUUGGAGAAGCUGUAUGCCAAUCGAGCUGCUGCUUACUUGAACAUAGUACCGGGUCUGCAUGAUGAAGCACUAGUAGACUGUGAGAAAGCUCUUCAAUUGAAUGAGGGAAACCAUAGAGCUCUUUAUAGGAAAGCCAGAGCCUUGAAAGAGAUGGGCAGGCAUAAAGAGGCCUAUGAGGCUGUAGCGAAGUGCUCCCUUGCAGUGCCUCAGGAUCCCAAUGUCAUACGAUUGACUCAGGACCUGGCCAAAAUGUUGGGAUUGAAAAUCCGUAAAGCCUAUGUCAGGAGUAAGCCUGCCUUAAAUGUUUUGCCUGGAUCAAGCUAUUCAGGUGCAUCCAAUGACAAGUCUCAUGGAUCUACAUCUGUGGAAGAUAUAGAAAUUGAAGUGAAUCAGCCCCCUCAGGAAACUGAUGGUCCAGACCCAGCCCCKCCAAGCCUAGACCCAUUGGCAGCCAUGAAGGUGCACCCCCCUCGGAAUGAGAGAAUAGAAGCUGAAUCCCCCCCUGUCAGCAUCAUCCCUUCUGUCUCYCCUGUUGAGGUUCACACCCCAGAGCCCAUUCAUGUUCCGGUGCCCCUGCCUAUGCCUACGUUGGUCAAUGGUGCCAGAGCCAGCCCUACCCAGUCUUACCAUAUGCCAAUGCAAAAGUCUCGCCCGGACUUCGAUGCGGAAAUUAUUGGAGAUGACCUGGAUGAUCUGCUGGACCAAGCUGGCCCCGGGCCCACAGAAUCUCCCAUGGUAGGUUCAUGGGAGAUUGCUGCUAAUGUCAUUCCCACCAUGAAGGGCCCUAUCCCUUUUCCAACCAGUGCCCCUUCAAAUUCCAUGUCUAGUCCUUUCCUUAUGCCAUCUCACAUGAACCCCUUUAUGCAUGUGGCAUCACAGUGCACAGUGACUCUGCCUCCUCCCUACCACAAGCCACAAGCCAGCGGGUACUCUUUAGGUCUGGACACCUUCGGGGUCUCCUCUCCAUUGGACUCACUGGAUAGUCUCUCCAUGUCAGAGGCUUGGAGUGUUGGAUUUCACACUCUAUACCGAAGAGCACAAAUGCAAGAAGGACAUAUUACUUGGAAGGAUAAAAAAUCAACCAGACAAGUCAUGGAAGCUGAUCAGACCCAGACCGACAAAAUCCCAGUAUGUUGGACCAUACUACAUCUGCAAAGAUGUCUCCAUUGGAGAGGGGUGCAGGUACCCUGGUCACUGCACAUUUGCCUACUGCCAAGAGGAGAUUGAUGUUUGGUCCCUGGAGCGCAAAGGCUUCAUCUGCAGAGACUUUCUCUUUGAUCCAUUUGGGCCCACCAGUAAGAUCAAUCUGACUGUCCCCAAGAUCCUACAGGAGCAUCACGGAAUAUUCAUGUUCCUCUGCGGGGUGUGUUUUGAUCACAAACCCAGAAUAAUCAGCAAAACCAAUAAGGACAACCCAUCUCUUUGCUCUCACCCCGUGACAAAACAUGCCUUUGAAGAUCAGAAGUGCCUGGUCCACAUUCUGAGGGAGAACACUGUGCGCUACUCCAAAAUCCGUCCGUARAGUCRGCAGAACCAGAUGGACAUCUGUCGGCAUGAGGUGCGCUAUGGCUGUGUGCGGGAAGACGAGUGCUUCUAUGCCCACAGCCUGGUCGAGCUGAAGGUGUGGAUGAUGCAGCACCAGCUAGGCAUCACUCCUGAAAAUAUAGUCCUUGAGGCCAAUAGGUUUUGGAACAUGGAGGCAGGCUCCCAAGGAUCCCUGCAAUUCACCACACCACUGAAGAGGUUUGGACCCCCAAAUCUGAAGAUGCAUUUUGUGUGUGGGCAGUGUUGGAGAAAUGGCCAAGUUAGUGAUGCAGACAAGAACAAGAAGUACUGCACUGCCAAAGCCAGGCAUUCGUGGUCAAAAGACAAACGAGUGGUGCUGGUGAGUUCCAUCGAACGCAAGAAGUGGACAACGAUCCGCCCUCUCCCAACAAAGAAGCCCAUCCCGUCUCAGUUUGAGAUUUGUAUGCACGUGUCUACUGGCAAAAAGUGCCAGUACAUCGGAAACUGCACAUUUGCACACAGCACAGAGGAAAGGGACCUGUGGACAUACAUGAAAGAG